AUGGGACCUGGAAUAUCAUUAUUUCCAGCUUGGACACCACCUACUUCCUCGAAUCAAGGCUCCACCAAUGACCGACGGCAAGAGGCAGCCAUCAGGCACCGCCCACCUUCCUCCUCGCAGAUUCCACCAUCAUCAUCACGACAAGGGGUUGCAACCUCUCCCUUUGCACCUUUACCUGUGACGACUCUACCUACUAGUAAUAAUCGUCGUCGUCAGUCAAGCUCUGCAUUACAUUCUACAGGACGUGCGGGGAGACAAGGUCAGGAAGCAGGGCGCCAAGACUUUCGCUUUCAGAUUGUCAUUCAUCCUGAACCAACUGAAGGUUCCUAUGAGACAUCCUCUGGAGGUCUAUUCACAACCCUACGUGCUCCAGUGCCUCAGAAAAUGGACGACUUCAUUGCGAAUGCUGUCUCUCUUUCUCUCUCCUUUGAGAUCAACUACUCUGGCAACAAAUGCGACACCAUUGUGAAUUAUAUCAACACUGCCCUAGUAAACCAUAUGGAAAUACACCGUUUGUCUGCCUCUACUUCCCCGAUUUUGACAUCCAGUCCAACAAGACCUGGCCCUAAUCCAAAUCCAACGCCAAACAAGCCAUACUGGCAUUUUCUGAACGCUUACAAAAAGCCCAGAAGUCAUUUGGGGCCCAUUCUUCGUCAAACUAUUCCUGCAAGCUGUCAAAUCAAUACCACGAUUGCUAACCUUCAAAAGCAUUGUAACAAAUGGAGCAUGUACACGCCUGUGGGGGCUUCAGAUAGCAUCCCAGUUGUCUUCAUUGCACCAAUAGAUCAUGUCAUUGUCGGGCCAAUUCCAGAUUUUCCGGUCCCAGGCAUAAUACACGCCUGCCUGGCUGUCAGAUUAUGGUCUCGCUUUAUGACUCCUCGCCUCAAUGAGCGACAUCUUGGUGCCUUUGGCUGCUAUGAGGAUAGAUGCGUGCUAGAGGAGCCUGAACCUGAAGACUCUCUAGACGACAUACGUGAUCUACAGCUACCACCACUGCAACUUGCCUCCCCCCAUUCCCCGCCGCCGCUUCUUUUCUCAGACAACACUAGCAACCCCAGUCCAGUUACCUUAAACGAACAGUUUCCUCUUGGGUUUCCUCCCAUCAAGUACGAAGAUGUUUAUCCUUAUGGUGUCCAAUGGAGGGAAGAGAUAUCGAGUAUGACAAACAGCAAUGCCGAAGAUGAUGAAACUAUUCGUAUUCGAAGUUCCGACGCUGCCUCGGCCGCAGAAGCUUUUUUCCUCAAACUCCUGAGUUUGUUAGGUGGCGACUCAACACCUCCCCCUGCCGAGGUAGAGCUCGAGAAUGUUUCCCUGGAUAAUCUCCCAAAUUACCCCUACGACGUCUGGAUCGGUGUGGGAGUUGGAGCAGGGCCAAUGAAAUCGUUCUGGCAAGCUCUCCUUCAAUAUAUGAUUAACGAAAACCGUCAACAUUGGUAUGAAAAUCAAGAUUCUAUUAUAUCAGACGAACUUGUUGAACCAGAGCCAUCUGACCUAGCUAUGUUUGCUACUUAUGGACUUGUGAUUCGUGUUCAUUUUCCUUUCAUUCACGCUCUUGCUCCAUCAACUUUCACUCGUCUGGACACCUGGCCCUCCCUUACACACCGUUCACGCUCAGUUACAUUUACUGAAGGCGAUAUCACUCUUGGGACUGACCCAUUCAACCUUAUUAUAGAAUUUCUUCCAGAGAGUGCGCCACCCAUGGCUUCUCUGAUUUACCGAUGGAGCGGGUUCUCUGUUACAUCGCAAGGCUUAAAGAUUGCAGCACGCAUCAUAUUUGGGAGCUUUGCUGUUAUGGCCACCACGAAACCGCAGAUUUAUACACAUGUUCUACAGGGCCUCGAUGGCUCUCAUGCUCUGCUCCGUCGCCUAAAUUGGAGUUCAUUAACAGACACCUUUCAUGACGCUGGUACUGCAGAGAAGAUCAUUGCAGCUAUUGGCAUGGGACGCCGAGUCACCUCUCCAGACACAGUCAUUGAUCUACUUCGACCUCAACCUUCAAAUACAGUUUUAGGUCUUAGCGUGGAUGAAGAAGGCUGGAUAGCCCAUCUCAAGUGUUAUCUUCGAGGAAGUGGGUAUCCACGGGCCGACUCUAUCGUUGUCAAUGAGGACAAGAGAACCAUUGAUAGCCGAGAUAAUACCUUAAGGAGCCGACUUCUACUUAAAUGUGUAACGGGUAGUGAGUAUGUUGACAUCAAUCGUUCUGCUAUUCAUAUCACGUUUCGGAGCGCUUUUGAUGAUACUAAUAACAUAUCAGCCCGACUCGCAGCUCUAUCUGGUGGCUCUAUUCAUGUUUGCACGUCCGAGAUUGAGAUUUUGAUGAAUCAGGCUAUGACUCUCAGAACUGGGGCACCCCCUCUAGCCGAUCUCUCUAUUACAACUGAGUUUGAUGCCUGGAUCCAUUCUCUUAUUGACGCUCCUGAUACGUAUAAUAAUGCUUAA
Messenger RNA from Pleurotus ostreatus (oyster mushroom), 2439 nucleotides. RefSeq lists its product as uncharacterized. The transcript is spliced from 10 exons. NCBI's taxonomy places the organism in Eukaryota, Fungi, Basidiomycota, Agaricomycetes, Agaricales, Pleurotaceae. The record is from RefSeq and is a predicted model, not a curated record. Bases 1 to 2439 code for a protein of 812 amino acids.